Peronospora matthiolae is the source of this 603-nucleotide messenger RNA. NCBI's taxonomy places the organism in Eukaryota, Oomycota, Peronosporomycetes, Peronosporales, Peronosporaceae. The record is from the annotation of a GenBank genome assembly.
AUGUGUGCUCCAUCGGAUUUCAAGUAUCGGACUUUCGACCCAUGUCUCUACAUCAAGACUUCGGACGGCCAUUGCGUGUUUAUACUGGUCUACGUGGACGACGUCUUGGUGACUGGAAGCUCGCUCGAGCUGAUUGCACAAACCAAGAACGACCUGAAGACGCGGUUCGAGAUGAAGGACAGCGGCAAGUGUGCGUUUGUUCUUGGUAUCGAGCUUUUGGACGGUGAAGAUGGCAGUGUGACACUAUAUCAGCGUCGGUAUGUCGAUAAUAUCCUCAAGCGCUUUGGCAUGGAUGAUUGCAAGGCAGUCGCAAGUCCAGUCGACAUGAGCUCUCGACUUGUUUCAAGUGAUGCAACUACCAAGGUCGAUGCUCCUUUUCGCGAAGCUGUUGGUGCGUUGAUGCACCUGACCACUGCAACGCGUCCGUACAUUGCGUUUUCUGUGGGCUAUGUGUCGCGGUUCAUGGAAAAUCCCCAAGAAGAAUACUGGGUUGCAGUUAAGCGUAUCUUUCGCUACCUACAAGACACCAAGACGCAUAAUUUGCUCCAAGCCAAGUGCAAGGAUCGACUUCCGUGGAUGUUCGGAUGCGGAUUGGGCUGGUGA